UCCGAUUGCCGGAAACCCCGAGCUUCAGCAACUCAUUCAAAAAUGGUGGUGGUGCUGCUGCUUCCGCCUCCUUGAAUGAAGAAGAAAGCUCGGAACUUGCUCAAAACCAUCGCCUCCCUCUUCACCAAGCACCAUAAAGCCAUGGAAGAUUUACCAGAGCGCUACUCUUACAACCCAACUCUCCGCUGGAACGCCGACCUCGAAAGCUACUUCUCCAACGCAUACGGACCCCACCAUUUCUCCCGCAUCUCCCAAGCCCUAACGCGGCCGUCUUGCUACUCCUGUAUACGCGUGAACACGCUGAAGUCGACGCCGGAUGCCGCCAUUGAGAAGCUGAAGGCGGUUCUGAAAGAAAAUGGAGCUGACAUUUCCAAGUGUGAAGUGGAAGGGAUGGACUAUGUGCUGUUUGUGAGGGGUUCGGGUCCUCACGCCAUUGAUUAUGGCUGUGCUGCAGAUGGGAAGCUUCCGAAAGAGGUUCUUGUGAGCCGGAAAUGCGCCGAGGCAGUUCUUCGAGGUGCCCAGGUGUAUGUUCCUGGUGUAUUGGGUUGCACUGCUCAUGUCGAGAAAGGGGAUGUUGUGGCGGUUUCAGUGGCAGUUGAGCAGCCUGGUGCCGAUGGUGGAUGGGUCGUUGGGAUCACCCGAGGGACUGUGCUGCAAGGUUCAGAGACAGAUCCUUAUCAUAUUGAACGAAGUGGACUGUAUAUCGGCCAAGGAAAAGCAAUGCUGUCAAGGGCUGGGAUUUUCCGUGUUAUGGAAGGGCUUGCUGUGGAUAUGAGUGACAGAGUAUUUAAUCUCCCUUCGUUACAUGACGUGCUUGAGGGGGAAAUAUUUCUUCAAAAUCUGCCAAGCAUUGUUGCUGCUCACGCACUAGAUCCUCAAAAAGGUGAGCGCAUAUUAGACAUGUGUGCUGCACCGGGAGGGAAGACAACUGCAAUUGCACUUCUUAUGAAGGAUGAAGGAGAAAUUGUUGCCGCUGAUAGAUCUCACAAUAAGGUGCAGGGUAUUCACAAAUUGGCUGCUGAAAUGGGCCUGAGUUGUAUAACCCCAUAUAAACUAGACGCUCUAAAAUCUGUUUGUACAACAAACGAGUCCAAUGAUUUUUCUAAUCACUCUUGCAUUAAGGAUCAUCAUGGUGGAAACGUUCAAGGUUCUGACUUGAUAAAGUCAGAAUUGGAGAAUUCUAAAUUGAUUACUUUUGAAAGGUUGAAUGCUGAGACGGAUUUCAAGAAAAGUGUUAGCAAUGAAAAAGCGAAUGAGACAACAUACACUAGCAAAGCUGCCAUCAGGAAGGAAAUGCGAAGAAAACGGAAUGGUCCUGGAAGAAAUCAGAGCGUGGGUGGUAGGGUUGAGAAGUCAAAAGGAUUUGCUCCUAAGAGCUUUGAUCGAGUUCUUCUUGAUGCACCCUGCUCUGCCCUUGGUUUAAGACCACGACUAUUUGCUGGAGAGGAAACAAUUGAAUCCAUGAGAAAGCAUGCGACAUAUCAAAGAAGAAUGCUUGAUCAGGCUGUUCAGUUGGUUCGCCCGGGUGGAGUUCUUGUGUAUUCAACAUGUACCAUAAAUCCUGGAGAGAAUGAAGCCGUUGUUCGAUAUGCUUUGGAUACAUAUAAAUUCCUCUCCUUGGCACCGCAGCACCCAAGGAUUGGAGGACCUGGUCUUGUUGGCCGUUUUGAAUUUCCCGAUGGAUAUACUGAGGAGUGGCUGAGACCCGGGGAGGAAGAACUCGUUCAGAGGUUUGAUCCAUCGUCCUCGCUUGAUACAAUAGGGUUUUUCAUAGCCAAGUUUUCUGUUGGAUCAAACAAGGCCGACUUACAAAACUCCGCAUCUUGACAAGAUCAGACCUUGAGCGCCAAAGUCCUCCUCAAAGCUCAUAAGCAAUGGAUUGCCUCAACUCCGUAGGAGCCAUCAACCUCAAACGGACGAACAAAAUUAAAGUAAAAACGUCAGAUUGGGGUCUUGAGCUUACGGAAAAAUCUUGAAAAUCAUAAGUAUGACACUAAACUUCUAUGCGUGAAAAAUGUCGGGAUGGGGCUGAGACCAUCCUGGUCUUUUCAUGGCUCCGCCUCUAUCUAGAAUCAUGAGCGGAGCCACUAAGGGACCAUAACAGCAUUGUCAAUCCAAACUCUUUUCUAUUUUAGGCCAGACCUCAUUUUUCUCUCUAUCCCUCGUAUAUGCAUGCACUUACCCGCCCCAACAUAAAAUCCACUAUCUAGAAUACUGAUGGGUUUGUUCUUCCCAGUUCCCACCCUUUCAAAUUCUCGAUAGCAGACACCAUUAUCAUGGAUAUUCACCAAUACACAUUAAUAUUUAUCAAUAUUGUGCAUAUUACAAAAAUUACUUUGUUCUGUGGUAAGCAACCGAUCACCGUCAUUUGGGUAUGGUAUGAUGUUGUCCUCAUCAUCCUCUUUAUUAAACUUAAACCCCAAGCCUCUAAGACUUUCUUUCUCUCUCCUUCUACUAAUCCCCAGACCAAAGUCCUCCGCAAAGCUCACAAGCAAAGGAUUGCUUCAACUGUGCAUAUUAUGGGAAGAAACAUACUUGACCCCUAUUAUGUUUUCGUCCAGCUCACAGCUGUAAAGGGACAUAAGUUAUGAUUUCUUGACAUAAAAAGGGAGAAGAAAGAGGAAAUACACACUUUAUAGACCAGAUACAAAUCUUAAUCAUAGAUAAAAUUGACAAAAAUGAAGGUACACUCGAGAUUUUAUUUUUUCAUUCAACUUUUGUAACCAGUUUUAUUUAUAUAGACGUUU
Molecule: messenger RNA, 2747 nt
Organism: Pyrus x bretschneideri (Chinese white pear)
Lineage: Eukaryota; Viridiplantae; Streptophyta; Magnoliopsida; Rosales; Rosaceae
Product: rRNA (cytosine-C(5))-methyltransferase NOP2C
Exons: 13
Coding region: 76-1827 (583 amino acids)
Biological process (GO): RNA methylation
Molecular function (GO): methyltransferase activity; RNA binding
Source: RefSeq, a predicted model, not a curated record